Messenger RNA from Podarcis muralis (Common wall lizard), 1004 nucleotides. The record is from RefSeq and is a predicted model, not a curated record. Lineage: Eukaryota; Metazoa; Chordata; Lepidosauria; Squamata; Lacertidae.
AUGAACUUCUGGGUUCAAGUGCAAAUUUAUGUUUUAAUUUUCUCUCCCUCCCCUGCAAGGCGUUCCCUGCCCUGGGCGGUCAGUACUCACCCCAAACGGCGAGUUGAAGAUGUCCGACCCAUUUUCUGGGCCUCCAGGCCGAAGAGUUACAUCUACCGAACUCAGGAAUGGGAUGAGUUUCCUAAUGGCCGCUGGGGUAACUCAUCCUCCCCAGCCUUUGGGGAGCUAAAGGAUUAUUACCUCUUCUACCUGAAGAGCAAAUCUCCCAGGGACGAGCUGCUGAAGAUGUGGGGCGAGGAGCUGACCAGCGAGGAAAGCGUCUUCGAGGUGUUCAGGUGUUACAUCGCCGGAGAGCCCAACAAGGAGGGGCACAAGGUGACCUGCCUGCCUUGGAACGAUGAACCUCUGGCGCCCGAGACCAACCUUAUGAAAGAAGAGCUGGCCAAGGUGAACAGGAGAGGGAUCCUGACCAUCAAUUCCCAGCCGAACAUCAACGGCAAGCCCUCCACCGACCCGAUUGUGGGCUGGGGUCCCGACGGAGGCUACGUCUUCCAAAAGGGUGAGAACAUCACCAACGCGCAUGAAAUGCAACCCAAUGCUGUAACGUGGGGCAUCUUCCCCGGCAGAGAGAUCAUUCAGCCGACGGUUGUAGACCCGGUUAGCUUCAUGUACUGGAAGGUAAGAGGGUUAUUGUUCCCUGCCCUGCCCCAAACACCCAGGAAACUCUUAGCCUGUUGGUACAGAUCUGGGGCUUUGGUACAUUUCCGUGGAAAAUGUAUGUGGACAGAAGUACAAGGUGCCAAUUACUAUUCCCUAGAACUUGUGGUACCGGGGUACCUCUGCUCCUCUAAUAACAACUUGGGGGUAGAACCCCCACUUUUGCCUGCACAGGUUCAGUGAACUCAUAGGUCUGUAUCAAGUCAUAAGAACAUAAGAACCCGCUGGAUCAGAGCAGUGGCCCAUCGAUGAUGAUGGUGGUGGUGGAUAGGCAAACUAAGGCCCGG